ACAACAGAUAACUUUAACUGUUUAAUCUGUGUUUGUGAAUGGUGUAUCCUCAUUCUAAGUAUUUAACCUUUGAGAUCUUGUGACUUGUGCCAAAACGACAGAUAACUUUAACUGUUUAAUCUGUGUUUGUGAAUGGUGUAUCCUCAUUCUAAAUAUUUAACCUUUGAGAUCUUGUGACUUGUGCCAAAACUCCACAGCCAUUCUUUUCCCAUCCACCGAAUGUGAAUGUGUCGGAGGAAGAUUAGCGGUUUGUGUUAAAAUGAUAGUUUCUCAACUUGUAAGGCCCCACAGGUCCUCUUGCCUUCUAGGCCAGUUGACAAAGGCUUUCGGUGAGAGAGUGUUCCUGUGUGGAGAGAUCGAACAGUCCUUUGAAGUAUACAAGGCGAGGAUAAAAACUCCCAAGACAUGCGAGGCAACCCCAGAUUCAAAAGAUCGAAUUCUUUUAAGUGGAGAUAUAGAAUCCAAUCCCGGUCCUCCACGAAGAUCUAUAGCUGAGAAAGGUCCAAGUACUGAAGAGAAAGUUGCCUCGAUAGAAGCAAGCCUGUCAACUUACGAGGCAAAAAUUCAAGGGCUAGAACAUGAGAUAGAGAGUCAGAAAGACAAAUAUGAGAAAACAAUUGAAGAUCUAGGGACUAGAAUACUGAGCCUUGAAGGCCGGAUUGAGGAGAUAAAGGAUGAUGCAACAAAUCAUAAUAAAACUGUACAAGAAUCCUUCCUAGAGUCAAUGGAGAAGUUGAAGGAGGAAUCCCGCGAAAAAAUCCUUGAAAUCAGUGAAAGAAUAAGUGGAAUAAGUGAAGAGUGUAACAGAGGAAGUGAGGAGUAUGGCGGAAAGUUUGCUAAAGUUGAAGAGAACUUUAAUAUUCUGCAGGUUGGACUCAGGGAUAUUCAGGAGGAUAACCAUGACAAGUUGGAUAAAAUAGUUAGUGAGACGAACAAAACCAAAGAAAUAAUGGGUUGGCUUGAAGGCAGGGUAAAGGACAGUAAAGUUGAAUAUACUGGUAAAAUCCAUGAGUUGGCUCAUGUAUCUCGGGAGCAGAGGCGUGAGUACAAAGCUAAAUUUUUGGACAUGGACACUGAGUACACGAGACUAAAGGAGAGAAUGGAGACGAUGAACCAGAUGUUGGAUGAAGUUCAGGAGAAACUUUAUGAAUUUGAGCAGAAUAAAAAGAAUAAUCUUAUUUUCCACGGUGUACUGGCAGAACAUCCAGAAACUUCGGACAGUUUGAAUCAGAAAGUUGCUCAUAUCAUUAAAUCAAAUAUCAGCAUUAAGCGAGAAAUCCCAAUCUCUAAAGCAAGUCGGGUCUUCACAGGUCCGGAUGUAAGAGGAACACGACCCGUCCUGGUUACGUUUGAAAGUUUUAAAGACCGGGACGAGGUUCUCAGAAAAGCUCGAAUGCUCAAGAAAGCGAAUAUUCAUGUAGAAGAGGAUCUCAGCAAGCGAACCCGUGAGAAUAGAAAUGAAUUAAGGAAAUUCAUGAGACAGAUAAGAAAGGCGAAUCCUGAAAGAAACUGUUUUCUGCAGUACGAUAAACUAUACUUAGACAACAAGAUCUAUGUGUACAAUGAAGUUCUUGCACAGGUUGUAGAACAUACUGAGAGUGUCAGGUUUGGAGAGAUGAUAUCUAGACCUGGAUCUUCUAUGGUUGGAUCUCUACCUAGUUUCUAUGGACCUAGUAGACCAGGUUCAAGAACAGGAUCUAGACCUGCCUCAGGUGCAGGAGGAGGUAGAGGAGACAGUUCUACCAGUAGUAUACCUAAACUACCUCCAUUAAACAAGCAGCACUCCAUCUCCCUCCCUAGUAUGGUUGACUACGUAGAUCCUAGAGAUGUCAAGCUUAAUGAACUAGAACGAGUCAUUAAUCAAUAUCAGGAAAGGUUAGCUGAUGUAACGACCAACUAUAUAUCUAGGAAAGGUUAG
Eurytemora carolleeae is the source of this 1918-nucleotide messenger RNA. RefSeq lists its product as uncharacterized. The record is from RefSeq and is a predicted model, not a curated record. NCBI's taxonomy places the organism in Eukaryota, Metazoa, Arthropoda, Copepoda, Calanoida, Temoridae. The transcript is spliced from 26 exons. The coding region runs from base 260 to 1918 and encodes 552 amino acids.